UCGAAGUCUGGAAAAUAGCAACUGUGUUUGUUUCUGAAGGAUUUGCACCUAACCUAGCAUUGCAAACCAUAAUGAAGAACCAGGACAAAAAGAAUGGGGCCGCCAAGCAAUCAGGCAACACUUCCAACUCCAAAAGCAACCCAGGGCAACCGGAAGCGGGACCAGAGAGAGCCCAGGGAAGGCCCAGCCAGACGGCUCCUGCAACCGAAGCUGAAGGUUCCAACAGCCAGGUCCUGGGGAAGCCUUUGGGGGCUCAAGCCAAAAUUGCCCCACCAGGGGCCCUCCAAGAUGUGUCAGAGGAGCUGAGCCGCCAGUUGGAAGACAUCUUGAGUACUUACUGUGUAGACAACAAUCAGGGGAGCCCAGGUGAGGAUGUGGCACAGAGUGAACCUGCUGAACCUGAAGAUACAGAAAAGUCCCGAAACUACGCUGCAAGGAACGGGGAGCCUGAGCCAGUGACCCCUGUAAUCAAUGGCGAGAAGGAGCCCUCCAAGGUGGAGCCAGGCACAGAAGAGAUCCGGGUGCGUGAUGAAGGUGGAGACCGAGACCACCGGAGGCCCCAGGAGAAGAAGAAAGCCAAGGGACUGGGAAAGGAGAUUACACUGCUGAUGCAGACAUUGAAUACCCUGAGUACGCCAGAGGAGAAGCUGGCAGCACUGUGCAAGAAGUAUGCUGAACUGCUGGAAGAGCACAGGAACUCCCAGAAGCAGAUGAAGCUCCUGCAGAAGAAGCAGAGUCAGCUGGUGCAGGAGAAGGACCACCUGCGGGGCGAGCACAGCAAGGCCAUCCUGGCCCGCAGCAAGCUCGAGAGCCUGUGCAGAGAGCUACAGCGACACAACCGCUCCCUCAAGGAAGAAGGUGUACAGCGGGCUCGAGAAGAGGAAGAGAAACGCAAGGAGGUGACCUCGCACUUCCAGGUGACUCUGAAUGAUAUUCAGCUGCAGAUGGAGCAGCACAAUGAACGUAACUCCAAACUGCGCCAGGAGAACAUGGAGCUGGCAGAGAGGCUGAAGAAGCUCAUUGAGCAGUAUGAGCUACGUGAGGAGCACAUUGACAAAGUCUUCAAACACAAGGAUCUGCAGCAGCAGCUUGUGGAUGCCAAGCUUCAGCAGGCUCAGGAGAUGCUAAAAGAAGCUGAGGAGCGACACCAGCGGGAGAAGGACUUUCUCCUCAAAGAGGCAGUGGAGUCACAAAGGAUGUGUGAGCUGAUGAAGCAGCAGGAGACCCACCUGAAGCAGCAGCUCGCCCUUUACACGGAAAAGUUUGAAGAGUUCCAGAACACUCUUUCCAAAAGCAGUGAAGUGUUCACCACAUUCAAACAGGAGAUGGAAAAGAUGACUAAGAAGAUCAAGAAGCUGGAGAAAGAAACCACUAUGUACCGGUCCCGGUGGGAGAGCAGCAACAAGGCCUUGCUUGAGAUGGCUGAGGAGAAAACACUGCGGGACAAGGAGCUAGAGGGCCUACAGGUGAAAAUCCAGCGGCUGGAGAAGCUGUGCCGGGCACUACAGACAGAACGCAACGACCUGAACAAGAGGGUACAGGACCUGAGUGCGGGUGGCCAGGGCCCCUUUGGUGACAGUGGCCCUGAACGAAGGCCAGAGGCUGCCACUGUCUGUAAGGAGCAAGGUGGUGAGGGGCUCAUAGCCCAAGCAUCCAGCUCCCCAAGGGCUCCAGAAGCUGCCUCCAGAAGUUUCCCAGGAGCACCAAGCACAGAAGUAUUGGGCCCAGCAGGGGCCUGGGAGCCCAAUCCCACUACUCCCUAG
This is a messenger RNA of Elephantulus edwardii (Cape elephant shrew), 1763 nucleotides long. RefSeq names its product taxilin alpha (gene TXLNA). The record is from RefSeq and is a predicted model, not a curated record. Lineage: Eukaryota; Metazoa; Chordata; Mammalia; Macroscelidea; Macroscelididae. The coding region runs from base 72 to 1763 and encodes 563 amino acids. Gene Ontology annotation, molecular function: syntaxin binding. The transcript has 10 exons.